Molecule: messenger RNA, 1431 nt
Organism: Daldinia decipiens
Lineage: Eukaryota; Fungi; Ascomycota; Sordariomycetes; Xylariales; Hypoxylaceae
Exons: 2
Coding region: 1-1431 (476 amino acids)
Biological process (GO): protein deglycosylation; protein quality control for misfolded or incompletely synthesized proteins; glycoprotein catabolic process
Cellular component (GO): nucleus; cytosol
Molecular function (GO): peptide-N4-(N-acetyl-beta-glucosaminyl)asparagine amidase activity
Source: RefSeq, a predicted model, not a curated record
AUGGCUAGUCGUAGUGAUGGCUCUGGCAGCGGUCAGGGCGACUACGGAGAGGAUUGGGCUCGGGAUCUGCGAAUCCAAUUCGAACAGCUGCUAAGAACAAAGCGAUUAACCGAAAUUGAGCAGUCGCGAGCGAAUCGAUCACGCCUAGACUCACCAAAUCCCCGAGAAAGAGCAUCGUCAUCAAACCUCCGAGCACCGGCGACGCCCUCCGGUAGUAAUAGUAGACCUUCUUCUUCUUACGGCCCAAGCCAUGGCCGCAGCUCUCCCGCGUUACCACCUUCGUACUCUUCCUUGCGUAACCUACCCAAGAUUCCAACUCCGCCGUCGCCGCACGACAAGGAGUCGCAGAAAUUUCGUAGUCUGAUCCUAUCGCUGUCGCAGACGCCGACGAAGUAUGAGAACCCCGGUCUGCUCGACGAGGCGCUUCAGGCAAUUCCUCUGGAUAGGAUAUACGGCGAAGCUGAAGAGGAGUCUCAGGUAUUGCAGGCGCAGGCGGAAAGUAUGGGUGACGGUCGCAAGCCAGAAUGGGGAUACCAAGAUUGCGUGAUUCGAGCACUAUUAAGAUGGUUCAAGAGAACAUUCUUUACAUGGGUCAACAACCCGCCGUGCCCCGUAUGCUUCUCGCCAACCGUCGCAAAGGGCAUGACGCAGCCGACGCCAGAGGAAAACGCCUUUGGUGCAUUGCGGGUAGAGCUAUACGAAUGUUCCAACCAGGCGUGCAGAGCAUACGAGCGAUUCCCGCGGUACAGCGACGUCUGGCGGCUGUUGCAGACGAGACGGGGCCGAUGCGGUGAGUGGGCUAACUGCUUCAGCAUGCUGUGUCGGGCCGUUGGCGGCCGCGUGCGCUGGGUAUGGAACGCCGAAGACCAUGUAUGGACCGAGGUUUAUUCGGAACAUAAACAGCGAUGGAUCCACGUUGACGCGUGCGAAGAAGCGUGGGAUAACCCACGCCUCUAUACCGAAGGUUGGGGUAAGCAGAUGUCGUACUGCAUUGCCUUCAGCGCAGACGGUGCAACCGAUGUCACCCGCAGAUAUGUGCGCAAAAGUGAGCACGCGCUCGAGAGGAACAAGUGCCCCGAAGAGGUAAUGCUCUAUAUCAUGCAGGAAAUCAAGACCAUCCGACGCGCCAACAUGAGCAAGGAGGAGCGAUUCCGAUUAGAGAAGGAAGACUCGAGAGAGGAUCGCGAGCUUCGAGGCUACGUAGUCGCUUCGAUCACGCAGGCAGUUACGCGAAUGGUUCCCGGCUCACCGAGCUCUCCGUCUGGCUCUACAAGUCGGCCUUCUGUCUCUCCUUCUGGUAGCGAUGAUCAAAAGCUGCCUGCCGAACAGCCCACCCGGCAGAGUGGUAAUUCUGAAUGGGUUGCUGCUCGCGGAGAGAACGGUCGGCGCAACCAACAAUUUCAGGAUCCGAGAGAUCCACAUCGAAGAUAA